CAGAUCAGUGUGUGAACUGUGUACCUGAAUUACACGUCAGAUAUUUUGGUAAUGACCAAGCUGAGAACAUUUUAGUUUCCUUUCUGCUUAUUUUCUCCACUUUUUUUAAAAUUAUUUUUCUUUAAAAUGAGCUCCCUUUCGGGGGUACAGCUGGUUCCGCAUGGCAAAAAUGUGCUUGUGUAUCGAAAUGGCGACCCGUUUCACAGCGGUCGUCGCAUGGUUGUGAACGAGAGGCAAUUUAUAACAUUUGAAGCUUUCUUGAACGAGGUGACUACCUGCAUCCAAGCCCCGAUAGCUGUACGCAACAUCUACACUCCGCGCAAUGGCCAUCGUGUGACACAGCUCCACGACCUACUGAACAAGGGUCAGUAUGUGGCUGCGGGGACGGAAAAGUUCCGAAAACUUGAUUACCUUCACACUGAGGUUAAGCCGCCCGUGACCACACAAGUCAGAGACAACCAACAGAACUCUCGCAAGCUAAAAGUCCCAGGCCGCCGGCGGGAAGAAUCUCACUUUCCUUGUAUAAUUCAUAUUUUUCGCAAUGGAGAUCUUUUGACACCACCUAUCCGGGUUGUUAUACCUCCAAGUAUCUUGAAGGAGUGGGAGUUGGUCUUAACCUUGCUUACUGAAAAGGCCAACUUAUACAAUGGAGCUGUAAGAAAGCUCUGCACUUUAGAUGGCGUUUCUAUCUCAUGUGGAGCUGAGUUGGUGUCUGGGGAAUAUUAUGUUGCUAUUGGAUCAGAGAAAUAUAAAUGUCUCCCAUAUGAAGAACUUCUAGGUCCACCUGGAGGAAACAAGAAUCGCCCUGGUGUUAAGCGCAGGAUUGCUAAAAUUGCGGAGGGUAAGGUCUAUAGCUUAUCACAAGAUGGCAUCAGCGACUCAGUUCUUAAUAGCUCUCUAACUCAGGAAGACACCCGUAGGACCUAUUCGACAGGUGCAGAACAUAAAUUUCAGAGCGUCAAACACACUGAUGAGGAGAAUUCUGUUUUCUAUGCUAAACCUGUAAGGGUGCGCCCAACUCGAAAACAAAAGGCUAAUGAAAAAGAAAACAAAGAUGAAGAUGGAGUAUUCAAAGUUAAAGAGACACGACAUGAAUUAGAUGGAGCUCAAGAAGUAAAGGAGGAUGCACAUACAAGGGUAGAGGUUCCAGUAGAUCAGAGGGAAGCAGAGAUUGUGCCAGAGGAAAAUAUUCGUGUGAAAAAAGGAGCACAGCCCAAAGAGGAAAUAAAGUCUGAAGACCAGUGACAUUCAUAUUCACUUUCCUCACCAUUCAGAAACACUGAAGACCUGUAUUGGGUGUAUCCUAUAAUAUAUACUGUUUGGAAAAAUCUUCUGACUUUAUACAUUUUUUCCCAAGAGCUAAGUUUUGUAGUUGUUUCAUAAGAUAGCAUGUCUGAUAUAGUCCCUGUUCUAAUAUUAUUGUUUGGAAGACGAUAUUGCAGAAUUUGCUCCAGCAGGAAGGACAUCUGACAUAUUAAAUGUUAACAAUUUUUUUUGUUGAAUAGUAAUUAAACCCAAUUGCAUCCAAUGUUUUUCAAUAAUUAAACAAGGGGUUGAAUAACUUCUACAUGUGCCAAAGCCAAGUGCCGGUGUUUGUAUUUUCAGUCUUUAAAAAAAAAAAUUCUAGUUUAUAUUUUUGCCGUAUCUACAGUCCAUAAAUGCUAUGACACUCUCAGGAAACCCUGUUGAAGACAUCAGUGGAAUUUGGGAAAAGGGGUCUACAACCCUCUACAAGGUUAUUUUUAUGAAAUGUCCUUUGACAGUGGAGAAAUGAUUUCCAUAGUCAUCUCCAUGACAGCACCCUUGAGAAAUUGCCCUGCCCUGUAGGGACAGGAAAAACAUGCAUCCUCAGCCUUCAGUGUAUUCUUGUCUGUUGGUUUAGUAAAUAAGUAAGUGUGUAAUUGCCCUUCAUGGUAUCUGACAGUAGUGUCCAGGAAUUGAAUCUCAGUAUCUGAGUGUACAAGGGUAAAUUGCAACUCCUUGUUCACACUGUUCAAAUAAGUUUGAAAGUCCAUCAAUUGGGAGCAGUCACCAGUCCAGAUGAGGAAAAUGUCGUCGAUGUAUCUCCACCACCGCAGCACAUGACUGUGCUGGUGGGACACAUAGACGACAUCCUCCUCAAAACAUCUCAUAAAUAUAUUAGCAUAUGUAGGUACUACAUUCGAUCCCAUAGUCACACCCCUUUUUUGCUUGUACAACACGUCCUGAAAAAGAAAAUAGUUGUACCUCAAAAUAAUAUUGGGAAGAUCUAUAAUGAACUCAGUUGCAGGUGUAGUAAGAGAAGACAUAUCCAACAUACGUCUAACAGCCAUGAUACCUAGAUCAUGGUCAAUAGAGGUAUAUAAAGAUGUCACGUCAAAAGACGCCAAAUGUACAGAAUGUAUGUGCCCAUGUCGAAGCACGUUUCACCUGUUGGCUUCAUCAGGAGGUGUCUAAUGAUUAAAAUGGCUAGGUAUAUACUGUAUAUAGGCAACUAAUAAUCCAGGACAUUGAUAUAGGAUGCAAUUAGGCUCACCUGAAACAUGCAAGGCGGCACAACAGCAUGGUGAUGCGCUCCACCAGUUCGUGCUCACAUCAUGGCGAGGUGCCGGGUCAUGUGGUGUCCGAAGUAAACGCCAGACACACGUGAUCCCGGCUGCAAGUCAAUUUGGCGUGUCCCGGCCGGUGGAACGCAGCCCACCAGAGAUGUGUGUUUACGUAUGAAAAAGGACCAGCCUGUCUAGAUAAUAUAGGUACUAGAGCCCAUAAAUUAGAUAAACAUAUAUAGUUUGUGUAACAUGAUACAAUUCCACAUGUGUAUCUACUGUAUAUGACAAUUGAUGAAAUAUACAUAUGAACUAAACCUAGAAAAGAAUAUACGGUA
This is a messenger RNA of Bufo gargarizans (Asiatic toad), 2863 nucleotides long. RefSeq names its product doublecortin domain containing 2B (gene DCDC2B). Gene Ontology annotation, biological process: intracellular signal transduction. The record is from RefSeq and is a predicted model, not a curated record. The coding region runs from base 127 to 1245 and encodes 372 amino acids. The transcript has 11 exons. NCBI's taxonomy places the organism in Eukaryota, Metazoa, Chordata, Amphibia, Anura, Bufonidae. Gene Ontology annotation, cellular component: microtubule; microtubule organizing center.